AUGGAAGCAUUGAUCAACUGCCGAGCUAACAAGUUUUCUUCACUUUUAUGUCUAAUUGCUUUGUCAUCAGGUAAACUUUUAACCGCUGGCAAAGAUGAUUCUAUUUUGUUAGAUAUGGUAAACAAAGUAUUUUGUCCUAUUCUAUUUUUCAAGCCCCAUCAAGAGUGGGGUAAUGCUGUUUGUGAUUAUAGAAAACAUGAGGAAAGUUGUGUUUUAGAUGAAAAAUUUAUGCUUUCAUUUAAUACAUUGCUUUCACGUUGCAACUCCAAAAGUAAUGUUAUUGAGGUUGAUUUAAAUAAUUCUUGUUUGAAACUACUUUCUGAUAACCGAAAAAAAUUAGUUCUAAUAAUUAAAACAAUAAUAUUUCUUGGUAGAAACGAUCUAGCGUUUCGUAGUUAUCGUGAUGAUAACAAAUAUUAUCCUGAUAUUGGGGAAUCUUCUACACAAAAAGUUCUAAAAAAUGCAACCUAUAUAUCAAAAACUACCCAAAACCAACUUAUUGAUUCUUGUGGGAAAGCAAUUGAGGAAGUUUUAAUAAAAAAUGUAAAGCAUUCAAUUUUUUAUUCAAUUCUUUGUGAUAAAGCAGUUGACUGUUCAAAUACUGAACAAAUGUCACUUGUUUUAAGAUAUGUAAAUUCAAAUAAUGAGAUUUGCGAGGAUUUCUUAAGACUUAUUGAUUGCAAGACUGGUACAUCUGGGCUCAGUCUAUCUCUAAAUGUACUUAAUGCACUUCAAGAGUUUGGACUUGAUAUUCAAAAUUGUAGAGGCCAAGGGUAUGACGAUGCGGGUUGUAUGGCUGGUGAAUAUAAAGCAGUUGUUUCUCGAAUAAAAGCUCUAAAUCAUAAAGCUAUAUUUGUUCAUUGUGCAAGCCAUAGACUUAGUAUAGUAGUAGCAGCUGCUUUCCAAGUUUAA
Molecule: messenger RNA, 912 nt
Organism: Hydra vulgaris (swiftwater hydra)
Lineage: Eukaryota; Metazoa; Cnidaria; Hydrozoa; Anthoathecata; Hydridae
Source: RefSeq, a predicted model, not a curated record